CCGCCUCCGGCCGGGCUGAAAAGGCUAGGCGUACCCGGCCUGGUCGGCGUGGAGGCGCCCCGGAGGGUCCGGCCCCAGCUCCCCGCCCCGGAGCGCAGAGGGAGCUGCUCCUGGCUCUCGUCGGCCCCAGGAAGCAACCUUCCUUGAGAAAUCAAAGUCUCGGGACCAGGAAGUGAACGCUCCUUUUCCCCCAUUGACAUUCCAGUGUUGGAAAUACCAAUUCUUACCAGGAAAAUGACAAUGAAGAAGAUGAUGGGUCAAGACGACCAGUGGAAAAUGCCCUAGGAGAGAGCCAUAGAGAUGUACACUUCAGAAGAGAGACCUAAUCAGAGAACUCAAAGAAGGACAACAUACCAUGUGCGCCCUCAGAAGGGUCAAAAGAUUUUUAUUCAUGUGCAUGAGAUUACUCAAGUAGAUGAUCCAAUAUACCAGUGCCUUGAACGUGAGCAAAACUUCUGCGAAAACUUAGCUCUUAUUAUGUGUGAGAGAACCCAUACUGGGGAGAAACCUUAUCGAUGUGAUAUGUGUGAGAAAACCUUCAUCCAACGCUCAGAUCUUAUUUCACACCAGAGGAUCCACAAUUAUGAGAAACCUUAUAAAUGUAGCAAAUGUGAAAAGAGCUUCUGGCACCACUUAGCCCUUUCAGGACACCAGAGAACGCAUGCAGGUAAAAAAUUCUACACAUGUGACAUUUGUGGCAAGAAUUUCGGACAGAGCUCGGAUCUGCUUGUCCACCAGCGAAGCCACACAGGUGAGAAACCGUAUCUGUGCAGCGAGUGUGAUAAGUGCUUCAGUCGAAGUACAAAUCUCAUUCGGCACCGAAGAACUCACACCGGCGAGAAACCGUUUAAGUGUCUAGAGUGUGAAAAAGCUUUUAGUGGGAAAUCGGAUCUCAUUAGCCACCAGAGAACUCACACUGGCGAAAGGCCCUACAAAUGCAAUAAGUGUGAGAAAAGUUACCGACACCGUUCAGCCUUCAUUGUUCAUAAAAGAGUUCAUACUGGGGAGAAGCCCUAUAAGUGUGGUGCCUGUGAGAAGUGCUUUGGCCAGAAAUCAGACCUUAUUGUCCACCAGAGGGUCCACACAGGGGAGAAGCCCUAUAAAUGCUUGGAAUGUAUGAGAAGUUUCACUCGCAGCGCCAACCUAAUCAGGCACCAGGCAACUCACACGCACACUUUUAAAUGCCUUGAAUAUGAGAAAAGUUUCAGCUGUGGCUCGGACCUUAUUGUGCAUCAGAGAAUUCACAUGGAAGAGAAGCCACAUCAGUGGUCCGCAUGCGAGAGUGGCUUCCUCCUCGGCAUGGGCUUUGUUGCCCAACCGAAAAUGAGAACUCAGACAGAGGAGCUGCACUAUCAGUACAGUGUGUGUGACAAAGGCUUCCGCCAGAGCUCGGCCCUCCUUCAGCACCAGACGGUCCACGCCAGCGAGAAACCCUGCCUCUGCAGCGUGGGCGAGAAGGGGCUUGGGCUCAGCGCCCCCCACACCUCAGAAGCCUCACAGACGUCUUGGCCAGACAAGAAGCUGUAACACCAUAAAAAAAAUACUUACGAGUCAGAGAACUCAUUAAAAUGAAUAACUCUAGGCAAAUCUUAGACUUUUCUAAGAGCUCAGACUUGGGUAGGGACCAGAGAAUCUGCAGUUGUAGGAAGUUGGGAAGUGGUUUGCCCAGAGAGCUGCCCUAACAGAAUCCUAUCAGUCACUCCAACGGGAAACCUUGAAGGGCCCUGAGGUUUGGAAAACCUUUCGUCUGAGCUCCUAUCUGAUCACUCACAGGAGGACUCGUACCAGUGGGAAACCUUGCAGAUGCCAAGAAUGACAGAGCUCCCUAGCGACGCUCACUCCUCUCCCUCCAAGGGAGUUCACACCAGAGGACAACGCCCGUGGUGUGCGCAGCAUGUCUGACGGUGCGCCCAGCUCAUUGACGUCAGGGAGCCCAUGCUCGGGAGAACCCCCAGCAAGUGUGAUAAAAACUUGCAACAGAAUUAUGACUUUCUUAACCAUCAAAGAAGCCAUAUCGGUGAAAAUUUAGGUAUUUGUCUUGAGUGUGGCAAAAGCAUUUGAUGGAGAGCCUUCUCGGGUUUGCAGCAACAACAACAAAACCAAUCUGAGAAGAGACCUUACAAAGUCUGAGGGAGAAAAGCUGUCAGCGAUCAGCUCCUUUGGUUGGCACACCAGGGAACUCACGCACGUGAAAAACCCCUAAAUAUCUUGAGUGUUAAAAAAGCCUUGCUAGAAACCUCCACCUGUGGGCCCCAAAGAACCUACUCUGCAGAGAAUUUUGCUCUAGCGCGAGAUCUAACUGGGGAUGGCGUACGUACUGUAGGUAUGAGACUAACCAUGCUCCCGUUAGCCGAUCCGUGUGGUAGAGGUGACUUUCAGAGUCGAUACGUGAAUGGUUCUUAGGUGCCCAGAGGCUUGUUGUGGGAGGAGCUCGGGCAGGUCAGAGCAGGCCUGAUGGGAAACUCAGGUAGAGAUCCUUUUCUUUUAUCUGAACCACUUAAUGAUCGCUUUACUUUCUCGUUUUAAAAUGUGGAAACCCAAUAAAGGAAAGGACUGCGCCCUGUGACAGACGGUGUGGCCUGUGUUACUGUGGGGGACAGGAGAGGACUGGCUUUGCCUCGUGGUGGUUUUUAUGCUUUUAAAAAUUGUUGGCCAGAUUGGGGACUGGUGUUUUGAUAGUCAUUUGGGAAGCUUGCUGGUGGCGGAAACAACUCAUCAGCCAGGGAGCAGUUACCCUGGGUCAGAACUCCCAGAAGGGUUCCCUUUGCGGGGCCAACCUCAUAAAGGCGCAGGGCACUGAGCUUUUUACUUCUGUGAGUGGAGGCGUGCCGUCAAAGGUUUCCUUACCCAGAAAUAGUCUCGGUAUCACUGGUAUUUGACAUUUCUGCUCAUCUCUUUUCAACUCAGAAAUGCCAGGUAGAGGAUAAGAGUUACGAUGUAGCUAGUAUCCACGUUUUUGUGACAUCACGUGCCGUGCCUUCCAGUGAUAACAUCUCCUUAGCAGCUCUGUGCAGAAUGAUGAAGGGGGACUGGAAGGACAUUAGGCCUGUGCAGGCAGGUGACACAUGGUGACGCUUUGGUAAUGGGAGGAGCCAUGCUUCUGCUUUUGAGUAUCCUGCCUCCAAAGCUCGUGGUCUUUUCUGUCCAUUGUCCUGCUGUUUAAUUCAGUCCCAUAAUGAUACGCCUUUCAUUUAUUUCAGUUCUGCCAAGAAAAGAGAGACUACUUUUUAUUCCCAGGGAAAGGAUUGCAAUCACUACAAUAUAAGGUAUUUAUUUGGCUUGGAAUAUAGGAUUCUAAAUAAUAGAAGGGAAAAGUAGUUGCCAAAUUUAUCAGAGGUUUAAGGAUAAGCACUUAUCUCCAGUUUAACAAAAAGUUAUUAUAUUUAACAUUCUCGUACUGUAAUUCAGGGAUCUAUAAA
This is a messenger RNA of Pteronotus mesoamericanus, 3419 nucleotides long. RefSeq names its product zinc finger protein 322 (gene ZNF322). The transcript has 4 exons. The coding region runs from base 301 to 1527 and encodes 408 amino acids. Gene Ontology annotation, biological process: regulation of transcription by RNA polymerase II. Gene Ontology annotation, molecular function: RNA polymerase II cis-regulatory region sequence-specific DNA binding; DNA-binding transcription factor activity, RNA polymerase II-specific. The record is from RefSeq and is a predicted model, not a curated record. NCBI's taxonomy places the organism in Eukaryota, Metazoa, Chordata, Mammalia, Chiroptera, Mormoopidae.